Daucus carota subsp. sativus is the source of this 3000-nucleotide messenger RNA. RefSeq names its product EIN3-binding F-box protein 2. The record is from RefSeq and is a predicted model, not a curated record. Gene Ontology annotation, molecular function: protein binding. The transcript has 2 exons. The coding region runs from base 375 to 2342 and encodes 655 amino acids. NCBI's taxonomy places the organism in Eukaryota, Viridiplantae, Streptophyta, Magnoliopsida, Apiales, Apiaceae. Gene Ontology annotation, biological process: SCF-dependent proteasomal ubiquitin-dependent protein catabolic process. Gene Ontology annotation, cellular component: SCF ubiquitin ligase complex.
GGUAACUAGGCGUACAAGGAGCUACCACUACCAGCAACAAGUGUUUAAACACUCUGACACCUGUGUUAUGUAUCUACAUAAUACAUGCAUACAUCUACACACCAGAUUCAUCCCCUUUUAUGUUGUCUAAUAUAUUUUAUUAUUAUUAUUAUUUCAUAAAUAAAUAUAUAUAUAUCUUGCUGCAUUUGCCAAGUCUCACCAACAUACAAUAAGCUCUUUGUUUUUCUACUCUCCAUCUCUCUGUUUUUGCCCUGUGGGUUUUUUCUGAUGCAAUCAGUGUUUCCAGUUGAAGAUCAAUUUGUGUGCUUUGUUUACUUGCUUCAUCUCAUUAGCUUUUUGGGUCUAAGUCCACAGUUUUCUCUUACAGAUCAGCUAUGCCUGCUCUCAUCAACUACAGAAGAGGGGAUGAUGAAUUUUACUCUGCAGGGUCAGCUUGUUGUGCUGAUUCAGCUCUUUUCUUCUCGACUAAUUCCAAUGUGCAUAAUGUUUAUGGACCAUCCCGGAAGAGGGCACGCAUCACCAGCCCAUUUGCUUUUGAUGGUCAUAUGUUUGAGACAGAGAAACCUUCUAUCGAAAUUCUCCCUGAUGAGUGCCUGUUUGAGAUCUUCAGGCACUUGCCAGGAGGCCAAGAGAGGAGUGCUGCUGCUUGUGUGUCGAAGCACUGGCUCAUGCUCCUGAGCAGUAUCAGAAAUUCUGAAAUUUACCAAAAGCAAGAAGUAUGUGAGCCUACUCAAGAUAUAGAUAUGGUUUCCGCGGAUGAAACUAAAGAAGAUAGUUGUGAUGGUUAUCUUACUAGAUGCGUAGAAGGAAAGAAGGCGACAGAUAUUAGACUUGCUGCUAUUGCAGUGGGAACAGCCACUCGUGGGGGACUUGGCAAGCUUUCAAUCCGGGGAAGCAACUCUACUCGAGGAGUUACUGACCUGGGGCUCUCAGCAAUUGCUCACGGCUGCCCUUCUCUUAGAGUUCUAUCGUUAUGGAAUGUCCCUCUCAUGGGGGAUGAGGGUUUACUGAAGAUAGCUAAGGAAUGCCACCUGCUAGAAAAGCUUGAUCUUAGUGAAUGUCCUUCAGUUUCUAACAAGGGCAUUAUUGCAGUUGCAGAAAACUGUCCCAAUUUGACUGCAAUUACAAUUGAAUCUUGUCCAAGAAUAGGAAAUGAGAGUCUCAAGGCAAUUGGGCUGUGCUGUCCUAAUCUGCAGUCAAUCACAGUUAAAAACUGCCCUCUUGUUGGGGAUCAGGGAGUGGCUAGUCUUUUGUCCUCUGCCUCAGCUGUUUUGUCAAAGGUCAAGUUUCAGGCUUUGAGUAUCACAGAUUUCUCUCUUGCUGUGAUUGGGCACUAUGGAAAGGCCAUUACCAAUCUUGUUCUUGGAGGACUCGAGAGGGUGAGUCAGAAAGGUUUUUGGGCAUUGGGUAGCGCUGGGGGGCUGCUGUCUCUUGAAUCCUUGUUGAUCACUUCUUGUGGAGGAACAACAGAUGUGAGUCUUGAAGCCAUUGGAAAAGGUUGCCCAAAUCUGAAACACAUGUCCCUAAAGAAGUGUUGCUUUGUGUCAGAUAGUGGGUUGGUAGCGUUUGUGAAAGUUGCGGGAUCUCUUAAGAGCUUGCAUUUGGAGGAGUGCAACAGAAUUACACAAUCCGGCAUAUUAGGUGCACUUUCAAAUUGUGUAUCAAAGUUAAAGUCUUUAGCUUUACUGAAGUGCAUGGGGAUCAAGGAUUUAGGUCUGGAAAAUCCUGUUUCUUCUCCUUGUGAAUCUCUUCGAUCCUUGACCAUCCAGAACUGUUUGGGGUUUGGUAGUGCUAGCUUGGCUGUUCUGGGAAAAUUGUGUCCUCAGCUACAUCACUUAGACUUGAGUGGGCUCUGUGCAAUAACAGAUACUGGCCUUCUACCAUUGCUGGAGUUCUGUGAGGAUGGACUUGUGAAGGUGAAUUUGAGUGACUGUCUCAAUUUGACAGACAAGGUGGUUGUUGAUUUGGCAAGGUUGCAUGGUGAAACCCUCGAAGUGCUGAAUCUCACGGGGUGCAGAAAGAUUACUGAUGAGAGCUUGGCAGCCAUUGCAGACAACUGCUUGUUACUCAACGAUCUUGACAUAUCAAAGUGUUCAGUCACUGAUGCCGGAGUUGCUGCUUUAUCCAGGGGUGUGCAACAUAAUCUGCAGAUCCUUUCCUUGUCCGGUUGUUCUAAUAUCUCAAACAAGAGUAUGCUUUCCCUUGCAGAACUAGGCAAGACGCUAGUAGGGUUGAAUAUUCAGCAAUGCAAUUUAAUCAGCAGCAGUGCCAUUGAGCUGCUUCUGGAAAGUUUGUGGAGAUGUGAUAUUCUCUAUGGAGAUCAUACCCCUUUGCUCAUUUAAAUAUGCAAGUCACGGUGUUACAUGAGGUGACGAAAGCACAGGCACUCUGUGGUAGUUCACAGAAAUUAUCAGUGAGAUCUCAUUACCUCGGUGGAUCAGUUGUUUAAACGAAGACUAUGGCAGAUUGUUUUUUUGUCGCCAAUUUUUAUAGGCUUCCUUGCCAAGAGGAAUGUCUGUUUCGACUUGUUAGUCCCUGAGGCUCAAAUUUUUCACGGCCAUAGUCUUCCGAGAGCGUCUUCACCCUGCUGUGGUUUGAGGUCUCAACUAGUGGUACUGAAGGAUCUGCAGUAUAAGCCUAGUGUUUGUUUUCUUCGGUCCUUGUUCUUGUCUUACAAUUGAUUCUGGCCAUUUCUAUGAGCAGCACGGGGUUCAGUUCCAGGGGCUUUGGAGAUGGCAACAAGUCCUUUUAUUGCCGUCACAACCUUCUGGGGUUGUUUUUUAAACCAAGUCCCUGUUUUUUUAUAGGAUAUCUUGUCCUAUUUUCAUGGGCCUCUUGCUGCUGGUUUAGUGGUCAAUAAUGAAUUAAUUGUAUUGUGCAUUUGUGCUUCCCUCUGUAACUUGAUGAUCUGUAUACCAUUAUGCAACUUUAGUACUGUAAUUAGUAUGUAUCCUGUACAAUUUGGCCAGUGAAUCAAUAUGCGUUUAGUUUUUGAAGGUA